Molecule: messenger RNA, 2880 nt
Organism: Haliotis rufescens (red abalone)
Lineage: Eukaryota; Metazoa; Mollusca; Gastropoda; Lepetellida; Haliotidae
Product: extensin-like
Exons: 3
Coding region: 1-2880 (959 amino acids)
Source: RefSeq, a predicted model, not a curated record
AUGACCCCACUUGUGUUUUGUCUCAUGCCAGACAGGAAAAAAGAAACGUACAUUCGAGUAUUUGAACAUUUGAUGUCACUGGUUGUAGAGGUAACCAGAGCCGAGUUAGACCCGGAGACAAUACAAAUAGACUUUGAGAGUGCAGUCAUUGAAGCCCUGAGGAUCACGUUCCCCAUGACCAACAUCCGUGGAUGCUACUUCCACUGGAUGCAGGACUUAGGACUAGUGCGACUCUACAAGCAGAAUGCCGACGUCAAGCAAUGGGUGAGACGAGCUGCUGCUCUGCCUCUUUUGCCUCCCGCUGAUGUUCAGGACGUAUGGCGCGUAGCUAUUGAGGCUUUAGAACAGGCUGAGGUUGAGAGUCCUGCAUUUCAACUGUUCAAUGAUUAUGUCGUGUCAAACUGGGUGGGGGACGAUGCUAGAUUUGGAGUUGAAAUCUGGAGUCACCAUGACAAUGUAGGGGACAGGGAGACCCCAGCGGAGACCCUGAUGCGACCCCCGUCGACAAGACCUUCACUAGAGUCCUAUGUCGACGACAGCAGAACGUUUGAUAGAGUGGACCUCUCCCAACGCAAAGAGUCUUUUGUCUACCCCUUCAUCCUCUCACUAUUAUCCCCAUCCCCGUCAUCCCCGUCAUCCCCAUCUCCGUCAUCACCCCGGCAUCUCCCCGUCAUCAUCACCAUACCGUCAUCUCCCCAUCAUCAUUCCCAUCCUCGUCAUCUCCCCGUCAUCAUCCCCAUCCCGUUAUCUCCCCGUCAUCAUCCCCAUCCCCGUCAUCUCCCCGUCAUCAUCCCCAUACCGUCAUCUCCCUGUCAUCUCCCCAUCAUCAUUCCCAUCCUCGUCAUCAUCCCGUCAUCACCCCGUCAUCUCCCCGUCAUCAUCCCCAAAACGUCAUCUCCCUGUCAUCUCCCCAUCAUCAUUCCCAUCCUCGUCAUCAUCCCGUCAUCACCCCGUCAUCUCCCCGUCAUCAUCCCCAUACCGUCAUCUCCCUGUCAUCUCCCCAUCAUCAUUCCCAUCCUCGUCAUCAUCCCGUCAUCACCCCGUCAUCUCCCCGUCAUCAUCCCCAAAACGUCAUCUCCCUGUCAUCUCCCCAUCAUCAUUCCCAUCCUCGUCAUCAUCCCGUCAUCAUCCCGUUAUCUCCCCGUCAUCAUUCCCAUCCCCGUCAUCUCCCCGUCAUCAUCCCCAUACCGUCAUCUCCCUGUCAUCUCCCCAUCAUCAUCCCCAUACCGUCAUCUCCCCGUCAUCUCCCCGUCAUCAUCCCCUUACCGGCAUCUCCCUGUCAUCUCCCCAUCAUCAUUCCCAUCCUCGUCAUCAUCCCGUCAUCACCCCGUCAUCUCCCCGUCAUCAUCCCCAUACCGUCAUCACCCUGUCAUCUCCCCAUCAUCAUUCCCAUCCUCCGUCAUCAUCCCCAUCCCGUUAUCUCCCCGUCAUCAUCCCCAUCCCCGUCAUCUCCCCGUCAUCUCCCCGUCAUCAUCCCCAUACCGGCAUCUCCCUGUCAUCUCCCCAUCAUCAUUCCCAUCCUCGUCAUCAUCCCGUCAUCACCCCGUCAUCUCCCCGUCAUCAUCCCCAUACCGUCAUCACCCUGUCAUCUCCCCAUCAUCAUUCCCAUCCUCCGUCAUCAUCCCCAUACCAUCAUCUCCCUGUCAUCUCCCCAUCAUUAUUCCCAUCCUCGUCAUCUCCCCGUCAUCAUCCCAUCCCGUCAUCUCCCCGUCAUCAUCCCCAACCCCGUCAUCUCCCCGUCAUCAUUCCCAUCCCCAUCAUUUCCCUGUUAUCUCCCCAUCAUCAUUCCCAUCCCGUCAUCUCCCCAUCAUCAUCCCCAUCCCGUCAUCUCCCCGUCAUCUCCCUGUCAUCUCCCCGUCAUCAUUCCUAUCCCGUCAUCACCACGUCAUCUCCCUGUCAUCUCCCUGUCAUCAUCCCCAUCCCGUCAUCCCUUCGUCAUCUCCCCGUCAUCAUUCCUAUCCCGUCAUCACCACGUCAUCUCCUCGUCAUCUCCCCGUCAUCAUUCCCAUCCACAUCAUUUCCCUGUUAUCUCCCCAUCCCGUCAUCUCCCUGUCAUCAUUCCCAUCCCGUCAUCUCCCUGUCAUCAUCCCCAUCCCGUCAUCUCCCUGUCAUCAUCCUUAUUCCCGUCAUCAUCCACAUCCCCGUCAUCAUUCCCAUCCCCGUCAUCUCCAUAUCAUCACCCCCAUCCCCGUCAUCCCCAUCCCCGUCAUCACCACGUCAUCUCCCUGUCAUCUCCCCGUCACCAUCCCCAUUCCCAUCAUCUCCCUGUCAUCUCCCCGUCAUCAUCCCCAUCCCCAACAUUUCCCUGUCAUCUGCCCGUCAUCAUUCCCAUCCCCGUCAUCACACCGUCAUCAUCCCCAUCACGUCAUCCCCCGUCAUCAUCCCCAUACCGUCAUCAUCCCAAUCCCCGUCAUCUCGAUGUCAUCACCCCCAUCCCCGUCAUCAUCCCCACUCCCGUCAUCCCCAUCCCCGUCAUCUCCCUGUCAUCUCCCCGUCAUCAUCCCCAUCCCCGUCACCCCCGACCCCGUCAUCUCCCCACCCCAGCCAUCCUUCCGUCAUCUCCCCAUCCCCGUCAUCUCCCCAUCCCCGUCAUCAUCCCCAUCCCCGUCAUCUCCCCACCCCAGCCAUCCUUCCGUCAUCUCCCCAUCCCCGUCAUCAUCCCCAUCCCCGUCAUCUCCCCAUCCCCGUCAUCCCCAUCCCCGUCAUCAUCCCCAUCCCCGUCAUCUCCCCAUCCCCGUCAUCAUCCCCAUCCCCGUCAUCUCCCCAUCCCCGUCAUCCCCAUUCCCGCCAUCAUCCCCAUCCCCGUCAUCUCCCCAUCCCCGUCAUCCCCAUCCCCGUCAUCCCCAUCCCCGUCAUCUCCCUGUCAUCUCCCCGUCAUGA